Messenger RNA from Talaromyces marneffei, 456 nucleotides. RefSeq lists its product as uncharacterized. The transcript has 3 exons. The record is from RefSeq and is a predicted model, not a curated record. Lineage: Eukaryota; Fungi; Ascomycota; Eurotiomycetes; Eurotiales; Trichocomaceae. Gene Ontology annotation, cellular component: membrane. The coding region runs from base 1 to 456 and encodes 151 amino acids.
AUGUCCGGAAACAAUUACUCCCUCCAUUCCAUUGCUGCUGCAUAUGCCUUAGGGCUUGCCCCCCAUGGCUACUAUUUCGUUAAGAUGAUGGCCAACGCAAAGGGCCAGGCGAGCAAUAUCCUACCACGGGAGAACUUAACAAAUCUGAAGGGUCGCAUCCCAGGCCAUGUAUGGGACAAACUAGCUAGGGCACGUGGAGCGCAUUUGAAUGCUAUGGAGGGUUUGCCUGUAUUUGCUGCCGCAAUGCUCGCAGGAAAUUUGGCAAAACUCCCUUCCAGUGAAUUGAAUACACUUGCCUUGGAGUAUGUCGGUGCUCGGCUCCUGUAUACUGCUGUCUACCUUGGAGUUCGAUCGGAAGCAGCAAGCUACUUGCGCACUGGUGUGUGGGCAUGGAGUAUCUCAAUCCCAAUAUGGGGUCUGAUUAAGGCGGGGAAGAUGUUGAAUACGUCUGAUUAA